Messenger RNA from Myxocyprinus asiaticus (Chinese sucker), 2280 nucleotides. RefSeq lists its product as uncharacterized. NCBI's taxonomy places the organism in Eukaryota, Metazoa, Chordata, Actinopteri, Cypriniformes, Catostomidae. The transcript is spliced from 6 exons. The record is from RefSeq and is a predicted model, not a curated record. The coding region runs from base 494 to 1360 and encodes 288 amino acids.
AUUUGUCGCCUUUAUUAAAUUUGGAGUGUGUUGUAAACAAACAUUUGUCUGCAAGUCGUUGUACAUCAUCUAGCUGUAUUUGUGGCAGAUGUACAAGAGACUGAGUGAACUCCGCUAUGCUAAUGCGCUAGCAUUCCACUAAUGCUGCCGGACAAACACCGCUUCGAGUCAGAGCGGAAGUUGACUGACGUCAUGUGAAAAGGGUCUAUAAGUAGCUGGAUUCAGCGUCGUAUUGCACUGUGAUGCUGUAUAUGCAGACUUCUGGUGAUUGAAUUGAUAACAAUUACUCACCAAAAACAGGUGAUUUCUCAUUAAGGAAUACAAAGACGCAGCAGCUUCACUAUUGUGACUUAAUGAGAAAUCAGUUAUAUGUAAAUCAGUGAUUCAUAAAUAAAAUAAAUAAGUGUGUCAUAAGCGCUCAGUUCCGGGAUCGGAUAUCACUCGCCAUUUUCACUUUUAUUUUAUUUUAUUUUAUUUUUUUCCAGAACAUCGGAUGAAAAUGAAGCUCCUCUUUUAUUUGCUCGCUGUGUGUUUUUUACUCGAUGAUGGUGUGUUUGGUGUUGAUGAAAUGAAGACGUCAGUGUCAGUGAUGGAGGGAGAUUCUCCUACUUUACGCACUGCUGUUACUGGAUUACAAAAUGACAAAUCAGAUUUUAUUAAAUGGUAUUUUAAUAACAUCCGCAUAGCUCAAAUCAGGGGAGAUCUCAGUAAGUUCUGUACAGAUGUGAAGUGUGAGACUGGUCAGGAGAGAUUCAGAGACAGACUGAAGCUGAACAAUCAGACUGGAUCUCUCACCAUCAAGAACAUCAGUAUUACAGACUCUGGAGAUUAUCUACUGUGGACCUUCAUCAACAACACCAAUGAUGAGAAGACAUUCACUGUCACCGUCCAACCUGGUGUGUCUGGUGCUGAAAUGAAGAUAAAGUCGAUGAUUGAAGGAGCUUCUGUCACUCUACACACUGAUGAUACUGUAAAACAGGGAGAUGUUGUGAUGACGUGGUAUUUCAAUGACACUCGUAUAGCUGAAAUGAAUGAAGAUCCCAGUAAGAGCUGUACAGAUGUGACGUGUGAUGAAGGUGCUGAGAGAUUCAGAGACAGACUGAAGAUUGACCAUCAGACUGGAGAUCUCACUAUCACAAACACCAGAACUACAGACUCUGGACUUUAUCAACUAGAGAUCAGCAGCAGUAUCAGCAGCAGCUGCAGCGUAAAGAGCUUCAGUGUUAAUGUCAGCGUAUCAGACUUAAAAACUUCAGAUCCAGGUCUGUCUUCUGGUGAUAUAGCAGGAAUAUGUGUUGGUGUUCUGGUUGUCGCUGUAACUGCUGGUGUGAUUUAUUAUCGCUGUAAGAUCUCAAGAUGAGGACAAAAUGGCAUCGAGAUGCAGCACAAUGUUCAGGAGGAUGGCGGAGAGAACGAGAUUCCUUUGAAUAUUUCAGGACAGGAGAGAGGACAGGAAAAGAGAGAGCGGAUACAACUGAAUGACUCGACAACAGUUUGGUCAUCUGAUGCAUCAUGAAGUGUCAUUAAUUAAUCGUGUGUUAUAUAAGUGGAGUGUGUGUAAGAAGGGGACAUGAUGUGGUAUUUAUAAAUAUACUGUAGGUAUCGAUCAGGAAUUCCGGCUGCUGUUCCGGUAUAACGUUGCUCUGAUGGAGGAUCAGUUUCCUCACCUCAAAUCCAAACCUCACUUACUAUUGUGAAAGUGAAAGCUGACUCGAGAUCAGUGCAGCUGAAUUUAUCUUCAAUAUGAGCCGGCACUGAGAUGACUGAUGAUCAUAAACUCAUCAGACUCAUGCCUUAAACUUGUGAAAAAGACUUUCUACUCUAGAUUUUAUCUUAACUUCCAAAUAUUCUCUUCUGCGCUGUGUUUGUCGGUGGGAACCGUAUAUGAUUAUGGCGUUUUGUUCAUUUAAAGCGGUUCAACAGUUUAAUUUUACUGCUGCUGGAAAGAUUUGGUGCUUAAUAGAAACAAAAAGCUCAUACAGACUUUCUCUAGUCUUGAGUUGAUUAAUUAUCAGAGUACUGGAAUCUGAUUCUCUGUGUAAAGAAAAGCUAUACGUAUAUAUAUAUAUAUAUAUAUAUAUAUAUAUAUAUAUAUAUAUAUUGUCUUAUUGUAUAUUUUUUGUAUAUAGUUAUAUUUUUAUGCACUUUAUUUUUAUACUAUUUUUUAUUAUUAUCUCUGUCUUGUUGUUGUAUUGUUUGUAAGUUUCUGUCAGCAAGACAAAUUGCUUGUAUGUGUGUAAGCACACUUGGCAAUAAAUCUCAUUCUGAUUCUGAUUAAAA